Molecule: messenger RNA, 1887 nt
Organism: Pseudozyma hubeiensis SY62
Lineage: Eukaryota; Fungi; Basidiomycota; Ustilaginomycetes; Ustilaginales; Ustilaginaceae
Exons: 1
Coding region: 1-1887 (628 amino acids)
Biological process (GO): fungal-type cell wall organization; calcineurin-mediated signaling
Cellular component (GO): cytoplasm; calcineurin complex
Molecular function (GO): calmodulin binding; calmodulin-dependent protein phosphatase activity
Source: RefSeq, a predicted model, not a curated record
AUGACUACUCCCGCCCAGGUUGAACGGCAGCAGAGGCUCGUCAAGGCCAUCGGCCAAAUCACCAACAAGCAGGCACCUCCCGAGAUCGACUUCACCGUGCACACCACUGAUGACGGAACCCAGGUCAGCACGCAAGAACGUGUCAUCAAAGACGUGCAGGCACCAGCAUUCCAGAAACCUACCGAUGAACAGUUCUUCAGCGCCAAAGACCCUUCCAAGCCCGACAUUGCUUUCCUGAAGAAUCACUUCUACCGCGAAGGUCGUCUCACCGACGACCAGGCCCGCUUUAUCCUGACAAGGGCCACCGAAAUUCUGCGUCAGGAACCCAAUUUGCUCGAGGUUGACGCGCCCAUCACCGUCUGCGGCGACAUCCACGGCCAAUAUUACGAUCUCAUGAAGCUCUUUGAAGUGGGUGGCAAUCCCGCCGAUACCCGGUACCUCUUCUUGGGCGACUAUGUCGACCGCGGCUACUUUUCGAUCGAGUGCGUUCUUUACCUGUGGGCUUUGAAAAUCUGGUACCCAGACACGCUCUUCCUCCUCCGUGGCAAUCACGAGUGUCGCCACUUGACCGACUACUUCACCUUCAAACUCGAGUGCAAACACAAAUACUCUGAAGAGAUCUACGACCUCUGCAUGGAAUCCUUCUGCACACUGCCUCUUGCCGCCGUCAUGAACAAGCAGUUCCUCUGCAUUCACGGUGGCCUUUCACCCGAGCUUCAGACUCUCGACGACCUUCGCAGCAUCGACCGCUUCCGCGAGCCACCCACCCACGGCCUCAUGUGCGACGUUCUCUGGGCCGACCCGCUCGAAGAUUUCGGAUCCGAAAAGACCAACGAGAGCUUUAUCCACAACCACGUACGAGGCUGCUCCUACUUUUUCACCUACAACGCAGCCUGCCAAUUCCUCGAGCGUAAUCAACUUCUGUCCAUCAUUCGAGCGCAUGAAGCGCAAGAUGCAGGAUAUCGCAUGUACCGCAAGACAAAGACCACCGGCUUCCCCUCCGUCAUGACCAUCUUCUCGGCGCCCAACUACCUCGACGUCUACAACAACAAGGCAGCCGUUCUUAAGUACGAGAACAAUGUCAUGAACAUCCGACAGUUCAACUGCACGCCUCAUCCCUACUGGCUACCCAACUUCAUGGACGUCUUCACCUGGAGUCUGCCCUUCGUCGGCGAGAAGAUCACCGACAUGCUCAUCGCCAUCCUCAACGUCUGCAGCAAAGAGGAGCUUGAAGAGGAGGAGGAGGAAGACGAGAUCCCCACAACACCAACCUCGCCUGGAGCCGAGGAAGAGACGGCCGAGCGCAGAACACUCAUCAAGAAUAAGAUCCUCGCCGUCGGACGCAUGUCUCGUGUCUUUGCCCUCUUGCGAGAGGAGGCCGAGCGCGUUUCAGAGCUCAAGUCGUCGCAAACCGCCAAGUUGCCGUACGGCUCGUUGGUACUCAGCUCCGAGGCUGCCAAAGAUUCGAUCGCCAACUUUGACGAUGCGCGAAAGGUAGAUAUCGAGAACGAGCGUCUGCCACCCGACCUGAUCGAUGCCGACGAGGCGGGACCUGCCUCUCCUGCCGAUGGUGCGCGUGUUUCGUCGCCUGCAUUCGAGGAGAUGACGUCGCCAGGCAGCCCGGCGUCGCCCGCGACGCCAAGUUCGCCCAUCGCAGGUGGUCACCGCCGCGGACACUCGAGGACGAGCAGUCUUGGUACGACCAUGUCGAGUCCUUCGAACCGUCGCCGCUCACUAGAGUCGACCGUCAGCAUGAUCCGCGAAGCCCUCGAAGGUACGGAUGCAGCAGACGACAAGCACCUCGAAAAGCUUGCAAACGACAUCACCUCGCCCGAUUCACCAAAGGCAACCGACUCUCCAGCACAGUCGCGCUUCGCAAACAAGUGA